This is a messenger RNA of Protopolystoma xenopodis, 1035 nucleotides long. NCBI's taxonomy places the organism in Eukaryota, Metazoa, Platyhelminthes, Monogenea, Polystomatidea, Polystomatidae. The record is from the annotation of a GenBank genome assembly.
AUGGCACAACUCAUGUCGGCCGGUUGCAGUGACGGGGCCGUCGACGACAUAAAGGCCAGAAUCCCGAUGCCGCCCUUCAUGCAUCGGGCCGCCUCGCCUGUUACCCACUCGUCCGCGAUCGCCGGCUCCGGACCCCGGGUCACCUUCAAGGAGCCGGCCUCGGUGAUCGAGUCCGGCUCCGGAUCCGGACCCGGGCCCGACUGCUCGCCGGGCAGCAGCGAACCGGGCAGUUCGCAGAACACCUCGAGCGACAGUGGCAUUGGAGCCGGUAAAGCGGCCGCCCUGCGUCAACGCCUCGUAGAGGCGGCCGCCUCAACGGUCCCAGCUCCGAGUCCGCCCACUGGCCUCGGUUCGGAUGGGGCCGACUUCCACUUUCCGGUGCUUGGCGGUUACCCGAGCCUUGGCUACCCGCGACAGACGGCCCGGAGCCCCAGACCCCUGGGCCCCGGCGCCGCGGGACCGGUCGCUUCAGCCUUACCAUCGCUCGACUGCGGCGCCAGCCUCGACAACGCUUGUCCGGAUCGUCUUCACUUCCCCGCCCGACUGACACUCGGCUCGAGUCCGGCCGGCCCGGCGCUCGGCCGGCUCGAGCCGACCUACUACAACCAGACUCCGUUCUCCGGCCGCACGACCUGCGAUGAAGCCGGCCUCGAGGACGCGGACCAAGCUGGCCAUCUGCGUCGCGCCGGCCGGACGUCAAGCUUCACGACUGCCUUUCUGCGAGGCGGACAACUCGGCGGUCAGCUCGAGCCCGAGCUCGAACUCCAACUCAGCCUCGAGCCCGAGUCCGAGUCCCGACGGAAGGGCCGGUACGGCGGUAUCUCGUGUCGUCAGGCCGUCGAGCAGGCCCGUUCCGGGGGCGCCGGCCUUGACACCGAGUCCCGCACCGGGUCAGUCGGUGAGCAGCUGGUCGGCCGAGCCGCAGACCUCCUCGUCUCGCCACCGGCUCUCUCCACCGGCGGCAUUGACUUGACUCUUCACUCAACCCUCCUCUCGGACGAGGCCAGAGAAGCGAGACUUUGCAGUCAGGUUUAA